Acanthisitta chloris (rifleman) is the source of this 1160-nucleotide messenger RNA. RefSeq names its product signal-induced proliferation-associated 1-like protein 3. Gene Ontology annotation, cellular component: Golgi apparatus; cytoplasm; plasma membrane. Gene Ontology annotation, biological process: establishment of epithelial cell polarity; epithelial cell morphogenesis; regulation of small GTPase mediated signal transduction. The annotation marks the transcript as partial. Gene Ontology annotation, molecular function: GTPase activator activity. The record is from RefSeq and is a predicted model, not a curated record. Lineage: Eukaryota; Metazoa; Chordata; Aves; Passeriformes; Acanthisittidae. The transcript has 6 exons.
AACACUCCAACUACUUUGGCCUGGACGACAAGCUGGGCCCGGUGGCUCUGAGCAUCCGCCGGGAAAAGCUGGAGGAGCACAAGGAUCACGGCCCUCAGUACCAGCAGCGCCUCAUCUUCCGCACCAGCCAGCUGGUCACGCUCCGUGGCUCCAUCCUGGAAGAUGCUACUCCCACCAGCUCCAAGCCGGGAACGGUGCGAGGGCUCCCGCUCCGGGACACGCUGGAGUACGUCAUUCCCGAGCUGAAUAUCCACUGCCUGCGCCUGGCCCUGAGCACGCCCAAGGUCACCGAGCAGCUCCUCAAGCUGGAUGAGCAAGGGCUUUGCCGCCGGCACAAGGUUGGAAUUCUCUACUGCAAAUCCGGGCAGAGCUCCGAGGAGGAGAUGUACAACAACGAGGAAGCAGGACCAGCCCUGGAAGAAUUCCUGGAUCUCCUUGGGGAGAAAGUUUCCCUCAAAUCCUUCACCAAGUACUCGGCACAGCUGGAUACCAAGACCGAUUCCACCGGGACUCAUUCCCUCUACACAACCUACCAGGACUAUGAGAUCAUGUUCCAUGUGUCCACCAUGUUGCCCUACACACCCAACAAUCGUCAGCAGCUCCUCAGGAAGAGGCACAUUGGGAACGACAUCGUCACCAUCAUUUUCCAAGAACCCGGAGCGUUGCCCUUCACGCCCCAGAACAUCCGUUCCCACUUCCAGCACGUCUUCAUCAUCGUCCGCGUCCACCAGCCCUGCACGGACAACGUCUCCUACAGCGUGGCCGUCACGAGGUCCAAGGACGUCCCUCCCUUCGGUCCUCCCAUCCCUCCCGGCGUCACCUUCCGCAAAUCCGAGCUGUUUCGCGACUUCCUGCUGGCCAAGGCCAUCAAUGCCGAGAACGCGGCCCCCAAGUCGGACAAAUUCCACACCAUGGCCACCAGGACCCGCCAGGAGUACCUCAAGGACCUGGCGGAGAACUACGUCACCGGCACUCCCGUCGACUCGGCCGGCAAGUUCAACCUCAUCUCCUUGGCCUCCAAGAAGAAGGAGAAGACGCGGGCGCGCGCGGGAGCGGAGCAGGACAGCGCCGGAGCCGUCUCCUGGCGCGUGUCCGCCCAGGAUUUCGCCCGCGGAGGGGCCGAGAUUCCCUGCGCUCUGGGCAUCUCCAACGAGUUCGUG